This is a messenger RNA of Ascoidea rubescens DSM 1968, 5501 nucleotides long. RefSeq names its product clathrin heavy chain (gene CHC1). NCBI's taxonomy places the organism in Eukaryota, Fungi, Ascomycota, Saccharomycetes, Ascoideales, Ascoideaceae. Gene Ontology annotation, biological process: intracellular protein transport; Golgi to endosome transport; receptor-mediated endocytosis. The coding region runs from base 156 to 5315 and encodes 1719 amino acids. The record is from RefSeq and is a predicted model, not a curated record. Gene Ontology annotation, cellular component: clathrin coat of coated pit; actin cortical patch; clathrin complex. The transcript has a single exon. Gene Ontology annotation, molecular function: clathrin light chain binding; structural molecule activity.
CUUUUGCCAAUAAUUGUCCAAAGCAUCUCUCAUAUCAGUUAGAUUCAUUAUAUCAAUUCCUUUCUUAACUUCUGUUGUUCAAUUCUUUCAGAAAUCAUUUUUCUGAUUUGUUUCUUCUCUAGAGUCUGAUAGUUGUUGCUUGAUAUAACUCCAUCAUGUCCAAUGAUCUCCCCAUUGAAUUUACUGAAUUAACAAAUUUAGUAUCUGAUUAUUCAGUUGAUCCAUCCAAGAUUGAUUUCAAGAACUGUACUUUAUCUGAAAAUUGUAUUUCAAUUAAAGAUGAUUCUUCUGUUUCAAUUAUUCCCUUGAAAUCUUCCAACUCAACUAAUGACGAUGCUUUGCCAUCACCCCAAAGUUUGAUUAAAAAAAAUAUGAAUGCUGAUAGUAUAAUUAUGCAUCCAAAUGAACUAAUUAUUGGUUUAAAGUCAAACCAGACAAUGCAAAUUUUCAAUUUAGCUGAGAAAAAAAGACUAAACAAUUACACCCUUCCUUCUCCAAACGAAACCGUUUUAUUUUGGAAAUGGAUUAAUCCAAGUUAUAUUGUAAUGGUAUCAAAUAUAAACUUAUAUCUUUGGAAUGCUGUCAAACUAAACUCUGCUCCUAUAUUGCUCACUCAAAAAAAUCAGGCUUUGAACAAUUGUCAAAUCAUUAAUAUCUCGGCCAACAAGAAGUUAUCCUGGUUUGCAAUUAACGGAAUUUAUCAAGAUGGUGGUAAAAUUUUAGGUAAAAUUCAAUUAUUUUCCAAAGAAAGAAACAUUUCUCAAAUUAUCGAUGGUCAUGUCUCCAAUUUUGCAACUUUCAAAAACUAUUCCUUGUUUAUCAUUGCCAAUAAACCUAACAAUGUAAAUUCUUCAUCGUCCAAUAAUGGCCAUGUUCAUAUAAUCGAAAUUGAUCACGAUGCAAAUUUUCCUCCUUAUCAAAAAAAAAAUGUAGACUUAUUCUUCCCUCAAGAUGCUGCUAACGAUUUUCCAAUCUCUUGUCAAGUCUCUGAAAAAUACGGUAUCAUUUAUAUUCUAUCUAAACAUGGUUUUAUCCACUUGUAUGAUGUAGAAACUGCUCAAAACUUGUUUGUCAACAGAAUCUCCAUUGAUCCUAUUUUCACAGCUGUCAAUCAUAAAAAUGGUUUAUUGACAAUUAAUAAAAAAUCUCAGUUGUUAUUAAUUGAUAUCAAUAAAAACACCAUUAUUCCCUAUGUCUUAAAUAAAUUGUCAAAUGUCAACUUGGCGCUUUCUUUAGCGCAAAGAGGUAACUUUCCUGGCUGUGAAAACAUUUUUAAUCAACAAUUUCAACAGGCUUUAGCCGCUGGUGAAUACGAUAAUGCUGCAACACUAGCUGCUUCCUCUCCCCAACUAAGAACCCCGGAAACUAUUAACAAAUUGAAAAAUAUUCAACCUGUUCCUGGUCAAAUCUCUCCAAUUUUAAAAUACUUUUCAAUUUUAUUAGACAACGACAAAUUAAACAAGUAUGAAUCAAUUGAAUUGGCUAAACCCGUUUUAACUCAAAAUAAAAAACGGUUAUUUGAAAAUUGGUUAUCUCAAUCAAAACUAUCAUUUUCUGAAGAAUUGGGUGAUAUUACUAAGCCUCAUGACACAACCUUAGCUUUAAAAAUCUAUCUUGGUGUUGGCAAUGAUGUUCUUGGUAUCGAAAACUCAAAUGGUUCCUACAAUGCUGCAAAUAGCAAUUCUUUGACUUCUUCUCCUUCUUUGAACAAUAAAAUUAUUAUUUGUUUAGUUGAAUUAGGCCAAUUUGAUAAAAUUGUUCCUUAUUGCACAAAAAUCAAUUUCAAACCAAAUUUCUUAACUUUGACUCAAAUGGUUCUAAGAUCAAAUCCAGACAAGGCUGUUGAAUUUGCUAACGAAUUAUUCUCCAAGGGUAUUAUCUCAAAUGAUCCAAAUUCUGACUUGAGCGUCGAAAAAGUUACUGAUUCCUUUUUUUCUCAAAAUUUUAUUCAGCAAGGAACUGCUUUUCUUUUGGAAGCUUUGAAAUCUGAUCAACCAUCUGAAGGUCGUUUACAAACAAGAUUAUUGGAAAUUAACUUGCUACAUGCUCCUCAAGUUGCUGAAGCAAUUUUAUCUAAUAAUAUGUUUAAUCAUUAUGAUAGACCAACUGUCGCUAAAUUAUGUGAAAGUGCAGGUUUGUUUCAAAAAGCUUUGGAAAACUACACUGAUUUGAAAGAUAUUAAAAGGUGUAUUGUUCAUACUGAAGCCUUACCAAUUGAUUGGUUAAUCAACUACUUUGGCCAGCUUAACAUUGAACAAUCAAUGGCAUGUCUUAGAGAAUUGUUAGAUAAAAAUAUUGCUCAAAACUUACAAAUUGUUAUUCAAGUUGCCACCAAAUAUUCAGAAUUAAUUGGUUCGGAUUCUUUAAUUAAAUUAUUUGAAGAGUUCAAGUGCAGUGAGGGUUUGUACUAUUAUUUAGCUUCAAUUGUCAAUUUAAGUCAAGAUGAAAAUGUUGUCUUCAAAUAUAUUCAAUCUGCUUGCAAAUUGGGUCAAUUUAAAGAAGUUGAAAGAAUUGUUAGAGAAAAUAACUAUUAUAAUGGUGAAAAGGUUAAAAACUUCCUUAAAGAACAAAAACUACAGGAUCAGUUGCCUUUAGUCGUUGUUUGUGAUCGUUUCAAUUUUGUUCAUGAUUUAGUUUUAUAUCUUUACAAGAAUCAAUUUUUCAAGUUUAUUGAAGUUUAUGUUCAACAGGUUAAUCCAUCAAGAACUCCUGAAGUUGUUGCUGGUUUGUUGGAUGUUGAUUGCGAUGAAAACAUUAUCAAAAAUCUCUUGGCUAGUGUUUUGGGUCAAGUUCCUUUGCCUGCAUUAGUUGAGCUUGUUGAAAAGAGAAAUAGAUUAAAACUUUUGUUACCAUAUUUAGAAGGUCUUUUAAAUCAACGCAGCCAGGAUGUUGUUUUAUUCAACACGCUUGCCAAAAUUUAUAUUGAUUCAAACAACAAUCCUGAAAAAUUUUUGCAGGAAAAUAAUCUAUAUAACACUGUUGAGGUUGGUAGAUAUUGUGAAAAAAGAGAUCCAUACUUGGCUUAUAUUUGUUACUCAAAGGGUCAGAAUGAUGAAGAUUUAAUCAGAAUCACAAAUUACAACUCGAUGUUUAAAUAUCAAGCCAGGUAUUUAUUGGAAAGAUCUGAUUUGGAACUAUAUAGCGUGGUUUUAAGUGAUGAAAACAUGUACCGAAGACAAUUAAUUGAUCAACUUGUUGGUACAGCUAUUCCAGAAUUGACUAAUCCAGACCCUGUGUCAAUAGCUGUUAAAGCAUUUAUGGACAAUAACUUACCAAUGGAAUUGAUUGAAUUAUUAGAAAAAAUUAUUCUUGAGCCAGAUUCCACCUUUAAUGAUAAUGCUUCACUUCAAGGUUUGUUGAUUUUAACUGCUGUCAAGGCCUAUCCAGCUAAAGUGAUGGGGUACGUUGAAAAGUUGGAUAGGUAUGAUGCAAAGGAAAUUGCUCCUUUGUGUAUUGAAAGUGGAUUGAAUGAGGAAGCCUUCCACAUCUAUGAUAAGUUUGAAUUAAAAGCAGAUGCUAUGAAAGUUCUCAUUGAAGAUAUCAUGUCUUUAGAUAGAGGUGAAGAGUAUGCAGAGAAACUUGAUGAAACUGAUUUAUGGUUCCAAUUAGGUACUGCUCAAUUAAAUGGUCUUAGAAUUGACAACGCUAUUAGUUCUUAUAUUAAAUCCAAUAAUCCAUCCAAUUAUUCAGAUGUUAUUGAUGUUGCUGAACAGGCUGGAAAGUAUGAAGAAUUAGUUCCUUAUCUUAGAAUGGCAAGACAGACUUUGAGUGAAAGUAAGAUUGAUGGUGAAUUGAUUUUAUGUUUGGCUGAAUUAGAUCAAUUACAAGAAAUCUCUAUUUUCUUAAAUAGCACUAAUACUGCCCAGUCGCAAGAUAUUGGAGACAAAUUGUUUGAUAUGAAAAAUUAUAAAGCGGCAAAGUUAUUGUACGAAAACAUCUCCAACUACUCCAAACUAGCCAGCACUUUAGUUUACUUGAAGGAAUAUCAAGAGGCCGUUGAUUGUGCCAGAAAAGCAUCAAACAUCAAAGUCUGGAAACAGGUUAAUACUGCUUGUAUUGCUAGUAAAGAGUUCCGUCUAGCUCAAAUUUGUGGUUUGAACCUUAUCAUUGAUGCUGAUGAGUUAGAAGAGUUGGUUGAAAUUUAUGAAACUAAUGGUUAUUUUGAUGAAUUGAUCUCAUUAUUUGAGUCUGGUCUUGGGUUAGAAAGAGCCCAUAUGGGUAUGUUUACUGAAUUGGCAAUAUUAUAUUCCAAAUAUAUUCCUGCUAAAACUAUGGAACAUCUUAAGCUAUUUUGGUCUAGAAUAAACAUUCCAAAAGUAUUGAAAGCAUGCAAAGAAGCUCAUUUAUGGCCAGAAUUGAUUUUCCUUUACUGUCACUAUGAUGAAUGGGACAACGCUGUGUUAGCUGUUAUUGAUAGAUCAGCAGAUGCUUUUGAUCACCAACAAUUCAAAGAGAUUAUUGUCAAGGUUUCUAAUUUAGAAAUUUACUACAAAGGAAUCAAUUUCUACAUGAAUGAACAUCCAGAUUUGAUUGUUGACUUGCUUUCUGUUAUGGUAGUAAGAGUUGACAUUGGAAGAGUAGUUAGAAUCUUUCAAAAGUCUGACAAUUUACCAAUGAUUAAACCAUUUUUAAUAUCUGUUUUGGAUAAGAAUAACUCAGUUGUCAAUGAAGCAUAUCAUCAACUAUUAAUCGAAGAAGAAGAUUACAAAACUUUAAGAGUAACAAUUGAUGCACACGAUAGAUUUGAUUCAAUAGAUUUAGCUUAUAGAUUAGAGAAGCAUGAAUUGAUAUUCUUUAGACAAAUCUCUGCUUAUCUUUACCGCAAGAAUAACAAGUACAACAAAGCAAUUUCUAUAUUAAAAGAAGAUAGAUUAUGGACCGAUUUGAUUGAAACUGUCACUAUUUCUAAAUCAACUAAAAUUUGUCAUGAGUUGUUAGAAUAUUUUGUUGAAAUUGGAAAUAGAGAAUGUUUUGUUGCAUUAUUAUACGUUGCUUAUAAUUUGGCUGAAUACGAUUUUGUUUUAGAGUUAUCUUGGUUGCACAACUUGGGUGAUUACAUCAAACCAUACGAAAUAUCAAUCAAAACAGAACAAAAUAAUAAAAUCAAUGAAUUAUUCAAAGAUUUGACUAUCAGACGAGAAAAAGAAAAAAAAGAUGAAGACACACCAGUUUUUGGUAAUCAGCUAUUGUUGACUAGUGGACCAGCUCCAUUAGCUGUUCCUCAGCCAGCAGCUCCAAUUUUAACUGGAUUUAACCCUAAUAAUUCUGGAUUAGGAUUUCAAGCUACCGGAGCUGGAUUUGGUAACAUUUACUGAUUGAUUUGAAUUGGUAGUUGGUCUUUUGUUUAGAUUAUUCUUGUGUUUGAAAGGUUCAGUUAUUUUUUUUCCUAUUUUUUGCCCACUUCUAUUUUUUUAUCUUUUUAACCCUAUUUUUUUGUUUCAAUUUCUCUUUACUUACAUAGUUUUUAAAAUUAAAAUGUUCUUACCUAUUAUAUUCUUUAA